CCCCGGUCUCAGGCGGGGAGAUCACAAAUCACAGUGAGCCAGAAACUCCCAGUGUUUUCUUCAGGUACAAACAAAAUGAAUAUUCCUGCACUGCUGCAACAUUCUCACCAGCAUCUCCGAAAAGGCUUGUUAAGAACACCUUUCCGACGUUACCACUUCAUCCUUCCCUCAAGUAUUCAUCUCAGAUCAGGAAUCUCGUGUUCUCAGCCAUUUAAUUCUCUUGAAUUCCAUUGUACACAGUGGUCACUGCUGUCAAAUGGUGUAAAGAGAAAAUUAUGUGUACAAACAACCUUAAAGGAACACACAGAAGGACUUUCUGAUAAAGAACGAAGAUUUGUGGAUAAACUUUACACUGGUUUAAUCCAGGGACAAAGGGCCUGCUUAGCAGAGGCCAUAACUCUUAUAGAAUCGACUCACAACAGGAAAAAAGAGUUGGCCCAGGUGCUUCUUCAGAAAGUAUUAGUCUACCACAGAGAACAAGAACAAUUAAAUAAAGGAAAACCACUAGCAUUUCGAGUGGGACUGUCGGGGCCCCCUGGUGCUGGAAAAUCAACAUUUAUAGAAUAUUUUGGAAAAAUGCUUACUGAGAGAGGGCGCAAAGUAUCUGUGCUAGCUGUGGACCCUUCUUCUUGUACUAGUGGUGGAUCACUCUUAGGUGAUAAAACCCGAAUGACUGAGUUGUCAAGAGAUAUGAAUGCAUACAUCAGGCCAUCUCCUACUAGAGGGACUUUAGGAGGUGUGACAAGGACCACAAAUGAAGCUAUUCUGUUGUGUGAAGGAGGGGGAUAUGACAUCAUUCUUAUUGAAACUGUAGGUGUGGGUCAGUCAGAGUUUGCUGUCGCUGACAUGGUUGACAUGUUUGUUUUACUACUGCCGCCAGCAGGAGGAGAUGAAUUGCAGGGUAUCAAAAGGGGUAUCAUUGAGAUGGCCGAUCUGGUUGCCAUAACUAAAUGUGAUGGAGACUUGAUUGUACCAGCUCGAAGGAUACAAGCAGAAUAUAUGAGUGCCCUGAAGUUACUCCGCAAACGUUCCAAAGCCUGGAGACCAAAGGUAAUUCGUAUUUCUUCCAGAAGUGGAGAGGGGGUCACUGAAAUGUGGGAUAAAAUGCAAGAAUUCCAGGAGCUAAUGCUUGCCAGUGGGGAGCUGACCACCAGGCGACAGAAGCAGCAGAAAGUCUGGAUGUGGAAUCUCAUCCAGGAAAGUGUGUUAGAACAUUUCAGGACCCAUCCCACAGUGCGGGAACAGAUUCCUCUUCUGGAAAGAAGGGUUCUCACUGGGGCUCUGUCUCCAGGACUAGCAGCAGACUUGCUGUUGAAAGCUUUUAAAGACGGAGACUGACACAAUUUAUUUUGUACACUAAAUUGAUGUAAGUUUCAUAAGUUAUGUUAAUAUUAAAAAUCACUUACAAUGCUUAUAUUUUCAGCCAUUCUUUUGUGGUGCCGUUGGCUUCUUUAUUUGUGAACCAUGCUUGAA
Trichechus manatus latirostris (Florida manatee) is the source of this 1473-nucleotide messenger RNA. It is a transcript of the gene MMAA, whose product is annotated as metabolism of cobalamin associated A. Gene Ontology annotation, cellular component: cytoplasm. The record is from RefSeq and is a predicted model, not a curated record. NCBI's taxonomy places the organism in Eukaryota, Metazoa, Chordata, Mammalia, Sirenia, Trichechidae. Gene Ontology annotation, molecular function: GTP binding; GTPase activity. The coding region runs from base 76 to 1338 and encodes 420 amino acids. The transcript has 7 exons.